ACUUCAUCAUGGCCGACAAUCGACUUUAUGAAAUUCUUGGUGUUUCAAGAACAAGCUCAGAUGCCGAGAUAAAAAAGGCAUAUUACAAGCUAGCAAAAACAUAUCAUCCAGACAAGAACCCAGAGGCUGGAGACAAAUUCAAAGAAAUUAGUUCAGCAUUUGAAGUUUUGUCUGAUCCUGAGAAGAGGGAGGUUUAUGACAGAUAUGGAUUGGAUGGGCUGAAGGAAGGUGCUGGUGGAGCUGGGUUUCCCGGUGACAUAUUUGGUGAUCUGUUUGGUGGCUUGUUUGGUAUGUCAGGCUUCAGUGGUGGGCGGCGCCCCAGUAGACGUAAGGGUGAAGAUACCUUCCACCCUCUCAGAGUGUCAUUAGAAGAUCUGUACAAUGGAAAAACAUCAAAACUUCAACUACGGAAAACUGUUAUAUGCAAGAAAUGCCAGGGGAAUGGAGGCAAGCAGGGAGCUAAGAAGACUUGUGGAAGUUGUAAUGGUCGUGGUGUGACAGUCCGAAUGCGGCAGUUGGCGCCUGGAAUGGUACAACAGAUGCAGAGUGUUUGUCAACAGUGUCAUGGUGAAGGUGAAACAAUUAGUGAAAAGGACCGCUGUAAGGAAUGCAAGGGUGCCAAGGUGGUGCAGGAGACCAAGAUACUGGAGGUGCACGUCGAUAAGGGCAUGAAGGAUGGACAGCGAAUUCCAUUCCAUGGGGAGGGAGACCAGACGCCUGGUAUGGACCCUGGAGAUAUUGUGAUUGUUCUACAGCAGAAGGAACACGAGACCUUCACACGACGUGAUGCUGACUUGUACUGUACAUACAACCUAGGACUGACCGAAGCUCUCUGUGGCUUUGAGUUCGUGCUCAAACACUUAGAUGACAGGGACUUGAUCAUCAAAAACCCCGCUGGUCAAGUUAUAGAGCCAGGUUGUGUUAGGUGUGUGAUGAAGGAGGGUAUGCCUAGGUACAGGAAUCCAUUCAACAAAGGAAACCUUUAUGUAAAAUUCAACAUCGGAUUCCCACCAAGUAAUUUCGCUGAUGAAAAACAUCUUAAGGCUCUUGAGAAGCUGUUGCCUCCUCGACCAACCGUUGAAAUCCCCGAGGGAGAACACGUAGAAGAAGUUGACCUAAUGGACUACAGUCCAAGUUCAAAUGAUCGUGAAAGACGCGGUGAGGCCUACCACGAGGAUGACGACGAUGAUGAACAUGGUGGUCCACGGGUACAGUGUGCUCAUCAAUAGUCCUGAACUAUGCUACUGGAUAUUGGACUAUAGUAAUGGACUAUUCCACAAACAGUCUGUAUAUAAUCGUAGAACACCUACUUCAACUUGCAAAAAUGAUGCUUGCUGAGAAUUGUUUGGCUGGCAAGAUAAUGGUUCUGUUUUUUUGGGAUGACAUAUUGUGUUUUUUUGAAAGUCAGAACCCUAUAAAACCAGGAUGGGGUAGCAGAAAGCAUGAGGAACCCGAGAUAAUGUUGUCCUUGUAACUGAAAUUAUGAGUUUUGUAAAUUCAUCUUGGUUGUUAUUAAGGACAUUGAAGUCCGGUAAAUCUGUAUCACAGUGUUGCCAUUAACCUGUCAAAUUUGGUUGGUUGCAGCAAGAAUGGGACAUGAGUGCCAGGUGGGCAAAACUCCCACUAUUCCUUGAAAUCUGAAUUGGACUAUCUGAGAUCCUGUAAAAUAAAUCCGGUGGUCAUGGUGUGCCGUGGUGUGUAACCAAAAUAUUCAUGAAUUAAGAAGUUUAUUGGUUUAUGGUGUACAGUGUAAGCUAGAUUGACACGAUGACUCACAGGACCGGUGAUAGUUUACAUAGCUGAGAAGUGGUUUUUGACAGUUGAAUAGGAUCACAACGCCUUAUCGUUUGCUUCAUCCGAAAUUGCUGAAUAUGUUGUUGUGGUUUGUUUCUUUUCUGCCUAUUGCCUUUAUGAAAUAUUUCACUGGUCUAGUCAGGUUGGUAAUGCAUUAUCUUAAUUUAAAAGAAGCAUGCCCCUGAGUAGAAUGAACUACAAUUAAUGCUUUGUUAAGAGUUUAAAGUAGAAUUGUUCUUGAGUAGAAGGGUAUCAAAUGCACCUUCUUCUAGCAACAGCAGCAAUCAAAAUGUAAAUAUGGUGUACCGGGUAUUUUAUUUUCAUUUUGUUGAUGUUAUCGGUUUUGUGGAUGGUCUUUUGUUGUGUAAUCUUUCAGUCGAUGCUCUUUGGCUUGAAAUGUUCUAUGACACGCCAGAGAAAAUGCUUUUCUCACAGGUAUGAAAGUUGGCCAUCAGUCAGAAAAUUGUUACCCUUUUCCACUGUGGUUGUUUCCCAUUAGGUCAAAAAAUGACAAAACAGUGCAGAUUUUACAAUUUUGUUGUUUCCACACUGACAAAAUCCGCUUACUCCAGAAGUGAAAAGUCUUCUGUUUCCUUGCGUUGAGUUGCAUCUUGCAACCUCAAUUCCAGCUUAAUUUUAUCUUUCCAUUGUGAAUUAAUUCAGAGUGUUAUUUGUUUAAUUUGACAGAGUCUGAGUUUGAUGUCUCAAAGAUCAUAUGGAUUUCAUAUUUAUUGGAGUCCGACUAACUUUUUCUUAGCACCUGUGCUGAAUAAUUAUUGUGUUGAUUGAUUAAUUCGUAUCUUAUUUUCACUCGGGGCCUGAGCUUGGUCACCACAAACAUUUAGGCAUAAUCUAGCGAAUCAGCUUGUUGAAUUUCUGUGGCUAAUGCAUGUUCAAAUUGGCAGUGUUAACUACAGGUUUCGUGAACAAAAUAUCGGCACAGGUUUUGCUAAUUGGGUGGUGAGCACUUUGGAACCUCUUUCAAUGUUCAGGCUGGAUAGUUUAAUGUUCAGGUUGGAUAGUUUGAUUAGUUCAGAGUCCGCUUAAUUGGCCGAACUGGCCCACAGCAGAUGCCUCUGUUAGUUUUAUCAUAACUUUGAAGAACAAAAGUACGGUUAUUUUAUAUAGAAGAACCAUUUCAAUUUCUGUUAACUUGCUGUGUUCCUUGAUGUGUUGUGGUCAAAUUCGCAAAGUAAAUGGUUGCAAACAUCACCUGAUCCACAGUCGUACCCUGCAUGCCUCAUCAUCAUGUAAAUUUAUCCAUUUUAAUUGUUGACAGUGGCUGUAACAUUAACCUGCACCUAAUGUAUCCUGGUAUCUUAAUGAACAAAUUUUAAGUAUUUAGAACCAGAAAUGCAUGUGUUUAGUUUUCUUCUUGGCUCAUUGGCUGACAAGGGUGCUAUUAUUGAUAGAUUGCAGAUAUCUUGCUAGCUAAUAGUGUCCCUGUUAAUCUAGCACCCUGCUUCUAUUUCCACUCGCUUGCCAUCUGAUUGAGUUAGUAGAGGUGUCGUAUGGCAAACAUGUCCCAGGUACCUUCAGCAGCAUACUUUGAUUAUCUACAUGUAACGACUUCUAUGCAUACUGUUGUCUGGAUUGGAUCCACAUUUCUGAUACCCAUGGGCCAGAAAACAAGGCAGAUAUUGCCCACAGUAAUAACACUUGUGAUAAUAAAGCAAACACAAAAGAAAAGAUGUACAUGAAGAGCGAUGAC
Messenger RNA from Lineus longissimus, 3505 nucleotides. Its product is annotated as dnaJ homolog subfamily A member 2-like. Lineage: Eukaryota; Metazoa; Nemertea; Pilidiophora; Heteronemertea; Lineidae. Gene Ontology annotation, cellular component: cytoplasm; cytosol. The record is from RefSeq and is a predicted model, not a curated record. Gene Ontology annotation, biological process: response to heat; protein refolding. The transcript has 8 exons. Bases 9 to 1229 code for a protein of 406 amino acids. Gene Ontology annotation, molecular function: ATP binding; Hsp70 protein binding.